GUGUGGGCCCGCUCGCCCCACCCCGAGCUCCGCCGCCGCGGAGCCGCUCAAUAGGGGAAGGGGAAAGAAAAAAAAAAAAAAAAAAGGGGAGGAAAAAAGAAAAAAAAAAAAAAAAAAAAAAAAAGGAGGAAAAAAAAAAAUGCGGGAGAGAGCAGGAAAAAUAAGACGGGGAAAAAUCCGCCCGUGAGGGGACAGGUUCUGCUCUCGGGGCACAGAGCAAACGGGCGCUUGCGCUUGCUUUUUUUUUUUUUUUUUUUGUUUUUGUUUUUUUUUUAAUUUUUAUUUUGUAUUUUCUUCUCGCCGAGAGGAUUCAGCCGCCUGGAAACCGCAUGUGAAAAGAGCAGCGGCGAGGCUAGGGGAGGAAAAAAAAAAAAAAAAGGAAAAAAAAAAACGGGGGGGGGUUUGGCUUGGACCCCCCCGCCCCAGUGCGGGAGGAAGGACCCGCGGCGGCCGGAGGGCGAGGAGCUGCGGCGGCCGGCGAGGGAAGGGACCGGGGCUGCGUGACCCCCGCGGCGCGGGGGGAGAGGCGAGGAAGAGACGUUUCCCGAUCCUCCCCGCCGAGGAUUUGGGGAGGUUUCCGCGCCUGGAGCCCGUGCCUUUGGAUCUAAAGAGGAUUAUUAUUUUUUUGGGGGUGGCACUGAAGCUGGAUUUGUUCCUGUGCGUGCGGCGCGGGGGGGGGCAUUUCUGCUGCCUCUAGAGGAGCCGGCGGCCCGGCCGGGGCGCGGAGAUCCCCGCGGAUCGCUCCGCACCCCCCGGGAAAGGUGCGCCGAGGGGAUCGGCGGGGGGCGGGGGAGGAGAGGCAGCUGCAGCUGCCGGGGAGGAGGCCCGGCGGAGCGGCAGCAAAGUCAUCGCUAUCGGCCCCCCCUCGGCUGGCUUCGGGCUCGGCGCUCUCCAUGUCUCUGGCUCUGGGCAGCGGCCGCCACAGCAGCGAGUAGGGGGGGGAGGAGGAGGAGGAGGAGGAGGAGGAAGAAGAAGGGAGCCCGGGAGUGCCUCCCUCCCUCCCUCCCUCCCUCCCCCCGGCAGCCCCGGCCGCCUCCCGUCCCCUCGCCCCGCGUCCCUGCCUUCCCCUCCCCAAGAUGGGCUGUUUAGGGAACAGCAAGACGGAGGAUCAGCGCAACGAGGAGAAGGCGCAGCGGGAGGCCAACAAGAAGAUCGAGAAGCAGCUGCAGAAGGACAAGCAGGUCUAUAGGGCCACGCACCGGCUCCUCCUGCUGGGUGCUGGUGAAUCCGGUAAAAGCACAAUAGUCAAGCAGAUGAGGAUCCUGCACGUGAAUGGAUUUAAUGCUGAGGAGAAGAAAAUGAAAAUUCAGGAUAUUAAAAACAAUAUUAAAGAAGCUAUAGAGACAAUAGUGACAGCAAUGGGCAAUUUGGCACCUCCAGUGGAACUAGCCAAUCCAGAGAACCAGUUUCGAAUCGACUACAUCUUAAAUUUAGCAAACCAGAUAGACUUCGAUUUCCCUCCGGAGUUUUAUGAACACACAAAAACGCUUUGGCAGGAUGAAGGUGUGAAAGCCUGCUACGAGAGAUCCAACGAGUACCAGCUGAUUGACUGUGCACAGUAUUUUCUAGACAAGAUUGACAUAGUCAAACAGAACGAGUACACCCCAUCUGACCAGGAUCUUCUCAGAUGCAGAGUUUUGACAUCAGGAAUUUUUGAAACCAAGUUUCAAGUGGAUAAAGUAAAUUUUCAUAUGUUUGAUGUUGGAGGGCAACGAGAUGAACGCCGAAAAUGGAUCCAGUGUUUUAAUGAUGUGACUGCUAUCAUAUUUGUGGUGGCGAGCAGUAGCUACAACAUGGUGAUACGAGAGGACAAUCAGACCAAUCGGCUGCAGGAAGCACUAAACCUCUUCAAGAGUAUCUGGAACAACAGGUGGCUACGGACCAUUUCAGUAAUCCUUUUCCUGAAUAAACAAGAUUUGCUAGCAGAGAAAGUUUUGGCAGGGAAAUCUAAAAUUGAAGACUACUUUCCAGAAUUUGCUCGCUACACUACACCAGAUGAUGCAACACCAGAGCCUGGUGAGGAUCCCAGAGUUACAAGGGCCAAGUAUUUUAUUAGAGACGAGUUUCUUAGAAUCAGCACAGCAAGUGGAGAUGGAAGGCACUACUGCUACCCUCACUUCACGUGUGCCGUGGACACAGAGAACAUCCGGAGGGUUUUCAAUGACUGUCGGGACAUUAUUCAGCGCAUGCACCUUCGCCAAUACGAGUUGUUGUGAUGGAGAGCACUUUUUUCUGUGUUUUGGACUCCUUAUUCCUUAUUAAAAAAAAGAAAAAAAACACCCUUGCCCACAUAGGGUGGAAGAGAACUGUUUGAAUCUCCCAUUGAUUUGCACCCCUCAACUUUUUCUCCUUGCUGGACAAUAGCAGCACUUCUAAGCUUGCUUCUGUACCCCUCGGACAGUUUGAGAUGGCCCCUAACACUUAAAAGGCCAUUUCCAUGAGGAUUCCCUAACACUGUUAUUAACAAAAAAGAGAGAGAAAAAAAACCAAACCAAACAAAAAAAGAAAUAAAACCUAAUUAAUUAAAAGUCCUGAAUGUGGAACACCUGAAAGAAUUGGGGAUGAAAAAAUUAAAACGUUGAAACAAAAAAUUGGGGGAGAGAAAACUUUAGGUAAUUUAGCACUGCUGUGGGCAUAAUCCUAUAAGCCGUGAUCUCCACUUUGUAUCACUCACUGCAUCCGAGUAACGAAGGUGCCAAGUCACAGACCAAGUUUGAAGACAGACCCCUGAGUUUGGUUCUCUGACUGUAAUGUGGCUUUGGGCGGAAAUACUGACAAUUCUCCAGCAGACCUAGACAGUGCAAAAACCAACUGCUACCUUUCAGAAGGGUAUUUUUAAAACCAGUCUUGGUGGUCUAAAGACAACCAUGGACAUUUAUGAAUUGAACUGCGUAUGGCCUGUGAUUGCAGAAAGAGUUAACCACACACUGUUUUCAGUUUGUCCACUGAUGAUCCCGUCUGCUCUAAAAAUCAUUAUCUAGACUGUAGUCCUCACAGUCUUUCCCUUCUUUUUCUUCUUCCCUUCCCUCAUUUUUUAUUUUACUGCUGGAUUAUUAUUCUUGUACAGACUGUAAAAUGUAUUAUUUUGUACAACUUUAUUGAAAAUAACUUGUAGAAGAUCUUUGUGCCUUGAUUAUGGCUGUACCUGUACAAUGAGCUAAGAUGUAAGUAUGUUUGAUUGCGCUGUACAGCUUUGUCAACCCUAUCUGCAGCAUUAGCUCAAGGUAGGGAAAAUUUAUCUGUAGUUUAGUUUUUCUGGUUUAUAAAAGAAGGAAAAAUACUGUUUAGUAAAAAAAAAAAAAGGAAAAAAAAAGAAAAAAAAAGAAAAAAGUACAAAUUGUGCAAACUUAACCACUUUAAAAGUGAGGUCUUCAACAAGUGACCAGAUGUUGCAGCAUCGUGCUUUUUAAUUUUUAGCUUUAAUUCAUUUAAAUCUCUAUCCAAAUGUAAAACAUGGCUUGUUUCUACAUAAAACCAAAUUUUGCUACAAAUUAUAAAUGUUAGUCUUUGGUCAUUCAUAGUCCUUUUUUGCUAAAGACAAAAAAAAAAAAAACAAACAGAACAAUAACAGACACGUAGGGCAUCAUGCAGGUCUGGUGACCAUCUCUAGACUGGGCCAAAUACCCACCAACCUCGGCUUGCUGCGUGGGCAACGACUACCAGAAUGACAAGGUGUGCACUGCCCUUGGAUUUGGCCACUGAAUUCCAGUUUCAAAUGACAUUUUUAUUUCUCUUUUAAUAAAGAGAUACUUUAGAACCUUUUUUGUUUUAUAUUAACUAUAUAAGUAGCUUAAAAGUGAAGAUGUGUGGAUUUUUUCUUAAACUUGAAUAAUUUAUGCAAAUUAUAUGCUUAGAACAACAUGUGGUACAGUAAAAAGAAAAAAGAGCAAAAAUCACUGUAGCAAUAAGAGAGCAUGUAAUUUUAGUAACUACUACACUGCUUUAUAUUUUAUACCUAGGUGUUUUAUGUCUCUGUGAGUGUGUUACUUUUUCAUGUGUCUAAACCUACGUGUACAAUUUGUACAGAGUCAGAAAUUACAGCUGUAAUAACACAUCUAGAACAGUGUUAGCCUAUAUUACUCAAACACCCCUGUUCCCCCUUCAUUUACACCCCUAAACUGAUCUGGAUCUUAACUGCAGUGACUUUAAAAGGAAAAGAAACAAAAACAAACACCAAAAUUCUUGCCUCUUUGCCUUUCACACUAGCUUCCCUCCACCCAAGAGACCUGUUGGCUUUCUUUUUUUGGGAGGAGAUCCAGUUUAAAUUCAAGUGAGGGUGUGGUCAGUGAUGUCUGUGCAGCUAGAUUUGCUUCAGGUAUCGGAUGCCUUUUCAAUACUAAGAACUGCAACUGUUCAGAAUUGUGACUUUUCAUUUGCUUUUGUGGCUGAAGUCUUAAAAUGAAUCACACAGUCCAUUUUCACUGGAGAGCAGGGAUGUGAGGGAGUUACUGUCCCAUCUCAAUUCAGAAUUUCUUCCAGAAGACAUUGAAUAGUCUAGAAAAAGUUUAGCUGUGGUUGUUACUCGCCUUUCAAGAAUGAUCUUUCCUGUUCACAGGUUUAGACAGUUGCCACCUGAACUUUGUAGAACUGUAGAAAACAUGACUGAAAACAGGCCCCUCCAGUUCAGAAUGUAUCCAGUGCCUGUAGGUGAAGGGCUGGCGUUUCCACUAGGUAAAAAUGGGACACAUGUAGUGGAAAGGAAAUUCAUUGUGAGCCUUAAUUUUAGUUACAGGAGCCAAAAAUCUUUAUUUUAGUGCCAACCCUUAUCUUUUUAAGCCUAGGAGGAGUUGGUGUGAACACCAAAUUUAUAAAUGGAGAAAACCUGUAGUGGUGUGAGGAAUGUAAUCUCUCAUCUGAGAGAAACAAAGCACCUCCAUUAAAAACAUUAAUAAAAUAAGCUUCGUCCUCUGAUGAGGAGGACACAUAAUAACAGUGAGCUAAAUAAGACAGCAACAGUUUAAGAAACCUAAAGCUUUAUAUGAACAGAUAUGUUUAGGGGAUGCUUUUUUUUUUCCUAUGUGAGGAAAAAGGCAAUUGUUUUGAAUAUGGUUGAGUUGCACAAGUACGGAGCGUGUGUGUGUCUUAAUGUCUCAGUAUUGCCUUUGUAAGUCUCUUUAUUAGUCCAUGCAGUUUGGUGGCCUGGUAAAUGCAAGUCUUAUUUUUAACAGCAUUCUUUUUCCUCUUUUUUUUUUUUUUUUUUUUUUUUUAAUACAAAACCAUAAAGCUUUAAUGCUUGCUAUUUAAUAAGUAACUGUGUUUUCUUCUGUCUCUAAUUUAGUGGCCAUAAUUUGCAGUUAAUUGAACCAUUCCAACCUAAUGCUUACCCAUAUUUCUUAGUUUUGUUUUAUUUAUUUAUUUGAACUUCUUGUUUUCAUGAUUGAGGACUGUCACUUCUGUCUCAUUCAUCUGUUUGGAAACUUCUGACCUUACAGCCAAAACUUAACUCAUUCUACUCAGUAUUCAUCGUGAUGCUGAAGUGUAAGAUACCUGCAAAUGUAAACACUACCACUUUUAUUAAUAAAAGCAAAUACAGUGUUUUUAGGGCACAUUUGCAUCACUGUAGUUGAGGUUGUGUCAGUAUUUCCAUUGUAAACCUAUGGAGGGUCUUACCUUGGCACUAAACUGCCCUAAGCUGAAUCUUUGCCAUACAGGGCUUCUGCUCAAGCGUGAUUUGGUGGGUUGGUUUUUCAACAGUUUCCAACACAAACUCUUGUUUCUGUUUUAAGUUAUACAACUGUUUUGUUGGAUGGGGGUUGGUUUAAAAAGAAAACAACAAAAAAAACAACAAACAAACCUGGUUCAAGAUUGUUUUUGGCACUUCUGUAACUCAGAAAUGGUUUUGAUUUUUAAACAACCUUCGGCAAGCCAGUAACCUACAAUAUGGUCUGAUCACUUUGGGUAUUUUGUAAAAAUAAUAAUAAAUUGUAGAGAUGUUGUGGUUUCAAAAUCA
This is a messenger RNA of Oenanthe melanoleuca, 5950 nucleotides long. RefSeq names its product GNAS complex locus (gene GNAS). Gene Ontology annotation, molecular function: GTPase activity; beta-2 adrenergic receptor binding; insulin-like growth factor receptor binding. The record is from RefSeq and is a predicted model, not a curated record. Gene Ontology annotation, cellular component: heterotrimeric G-protein complex. Bases 1077 to 2216 code for a protein of 379 amino acids. The transcript has 12 exons. Lineage: Eukaryota; Metazoa; Chordata; Aves; Passeriformes; Muscicapidae. Gene Ontology annotation, biological process: adenylate cyclase-activating dopamine receptor signaling pathway; sensory perception of chemical stimulus.